Mangifera indica (mango) is the source of this 864-nucleotide messenger RNA. RefSeq lists its product as uncharacterized. NCBI's taxonomy places the organism in Eukaryota, Viridiplantae, Streptophyta, Magnoliopsida, Sapindales, Anacardiaceae. Bases 243 to 674 code for a protein of 143 amino acids. The transcript has 3 exons. The record is from RefSeq and is a predicted model, not a curated record.
AAGAAAGGAAAAGGAUAAAAUUAAAGUUGUAAGAAAAAAAUGAAAAUGGUGGGAAUCUUUAUUCGUCUUUCACUGUGCAAGUGAUCCCAUAUUGCCACCUCUCUAUCCCUCCUACUCCCCCUUUUCAUGCUUUCUUUCUCUCCUUUUCCCAUCUUCUUUUCCCUCUCUCUCAUGCUUUUUCUCAGACUCACAAUCAAAGAAAGAUUUUCUGUUCUUCUGGCAUGACCUAACGUUUCUCUAUUAUGGGUUUUUCAUGUGGAGAUGAUUUUGGAACUAAACAAAAACGAGUUUUAUUAGUGGAUGAUCAAAGAGGCAGGAGUUUUAUGGAUGAUAGGGUGGAAUUUGAACUCGAAUUUGGGCCAGUUGAACACCCAAUGGAGCCUCGGGAUGAAGAUCGCCCCGUAAAGUGUCCGAUGCCAACUUCUUCUGUUAUCAAUGAAUCAAGAAUGCAAGCGGAGAGACUAGGUGAAGGGUUGGGAAAGAGGGGUGAAGUAGCAGCAGAAAUGAACAAAGAAAGAAAUGAAGGUGGUGCUGUUAGAGCAGUACGAAAGAGGCAUCACACUUUGACACACGAGGAACAAGUGAUAAAGCCCCUCAUGAGAAUGCCUCCUCUUCCUCCCCAGAAAAUCACCAUCUUCGAAAUGCUUCAUGAGUUUCACAAGUUUGAGUCUUAGUCUUGAAACGGGUGAUACUUGCAAUCAACAGAGUGCCAAUGCAAUACAUGGGUGGACGUUCAAAAACGUUCAUAUUUGGGAAAUUUUACACAACCAAAAUGUAGCCAGGACAUAUUUAUAGUUGUAAUAUCGCUUUGAAACACUUGUUGUGUAUAAUAUUUGUCCAAUUCAAUCGUAGCUUACCCAUAAA